CUUUAUUUCCGCAAAGAAAGAUAUCUUCACGUCGGUGCUGUAAAGAAUGAAAGUGAAAUAAAAUAUUGUUAUAAAAAACUAUAUAUAUUUAUUGUGAAAAUUGAUUAUUGAUAACUUAAAGAAACAAUGAAUUGUUAAAAUAUUUUCUUAUCUAGAUCCUGGGUUUCACAAUGCAAAAUGAUUGUCCCAAGACGAAUAAUAGCGAUUGCUGUAGGAAGUGGCUUCAAAAAUUAUAAUACAAUACAAUAUAGAACAAUAAGCGUUUUUUCAAAUCGCACCCGAAACAAUGAUUUUAUCAUUAUCAAUAAAACUCAACAUCGAUAUUAUAAAAAUUUUGGUCAUAAGCCAAAACCUGCCAGUUCAUUAUUCAUAGUUUACAGUACUUUUCUUUUAUCAGGAAUGCUAUUUUGUUGUACACAUUAUUUUUGGAUGAAUUUAUAUGAUAAAACAAAGGAAAAAAUUGCUGGACUAUUUCCAAGAGCCGAAGCUGCUGAAUUAUUAAAUGAAAAUCAAGAAGAAAAUGAUACAGACGUGGAACAUGUCGAACAUGAAGAGCACAAAAAGAAAAAGAAGAAGCACAAAGUUGGAUUUCGUGAUAGAAAGAUAAUCGAAUAUGAAAAUCGAAUAAGACACUAUUCGACGCCAGACAAAGUGUUUCGUUACUUUGCAACACUUCAAGUCACAAAUCCAACCAACGAUGUACAUGAAAUUUUUAUGACACCAGACGAUUUUUUACGGUCUUUAACGCCUGGUGUUAAGCAACCUGACGGUCUUGGUUUAGAUCAGUAUAAAAGAUACGAUCCAAGGAAUAUUCAGAAUCAGUUGGGAUUGACAUUAGAUGAAAACAGCUUUUUUUAUCGACUAGGCAGUUAUGGUUUGAUUACAUUCUCGGAUUACAUUUUUUUACUCACGGUUUUGUCAACAUCAAGACGACACUUUGAAAUUGCAUUUAGAAUGUUUGACUUUAAUGGCGAUGGGGACGUCGAUUGCGAUGAAUUUAAUAAAGUUGCAACUUUAAUUCGACAACAGAGCAGUAUUGGAAAUCGUCAUCGCGAUCAUGCCAACACUGGAAAUACUUUUAAAGGCGUAAACUCGGCAUUAACAACUUAUUUCUUUGGAUCAAAAAUGAAUCAAAAAUUGACCAUUGAGAAAUUUUUAGAUUUUCAACAACAAUUGCAGACGGAAAUUUUAAAUCUUGAGUUUGAACGCAGGAAUCCUGAUGAAAAUGGUAAUAUAACUGAAGUUGAUUUUACGGAAUUACUAUUGGCCUAUGCUGGUUAUCCUGAGAAGAAGAAAACUAAAAUGUUGAAACGAGUAAAAAAAACUUUCAGAGAAUGUCCGAAAGGUAUCAACAAAGACGAAUAUUUAAAGUUUUUCCAUUUUUUGAAUAAUAUUAAUGAUGUUGAUACGGCUCUUACAUUUUAUCACAUCGCUGGAGCUUCAAUUGAUCAAGCUACUUUGAAACAUGUCGCAAAAACUGUGGCUCAUGUAGAUUUGAGCGAUCACGUUAUUCAAGUAGUUUACACCAUUUUCGAUGAAAAUAUGGAUGGACAACUGAGCAAUCGAGAAUUUGUGGCUGUGAUGAAAAAUCGAGUACUUCGUGGCUUGGAAAAACCAAAAGAUACUGGCUUUAUAAAAUUAGUCCAAUCAGUGAUGAAAUGUGCGAAAAAUAGUUACUACAGUCCUUUUGAAAGAUAAUAAUAUUAUAUUUAGCGAUUUGUAACAUAGUUCGCGAAUCAACGUUGUUUUUAAUUAAUAAAUUUUUAUCAUAGGGUUGCUACAAGUUUUCUCGAUUAAAAUUUCAUUAAUUUUCCAGGUAUUCCAGGACUUAAUAUGAUUUUUUUUUUAAACUACAUAAAACAAUGAUUUAUAUAAAAAUAGUUAUUCAAUAUAAAAAUUUUAUUAAAAGACGGUAAAUAUUUUUUAAAAAUUAAUUUACUUUUAUUAUUCUUAGGCUAUAGGUAAAAACAAUAAAUAAUAACAAUUAAUUAAUUUUAAGUUUUUAUCAUACUGAGAAGCUUUUUGAUUUGUGCGCUUCUUUUUCUUUUCACACUUUGACCGUUUUGUCAAAAUAUUUAAUGAAUUUUAUGAUUUUAUUGUUUUCCAGGUGUUUUGUACUUUUUUCCUGACUUUUUAAGAUUUUCCAUGUUUUUAGAAAGCGUAGCAACCCUGUUUAUUACUUCAAACACAGUUUUCUUGAUUUAAAAAAAAAAUCGUUAUUUUUCAAUUUUUGUGAAGGGAAAAAAAUUACGUUACCAUUAUAAUAGUGAAAUUUACAACUUUUACAAUUAAUAAUCAGCAAAUAAUAUUAUCUAUACUAUUAACGGUGAAAUUUGCCUGUACAGUUAGUUUUCCGUCUCUUUUUUUUUACUUAAUAAAAAAAAAAGUAUACAUAUUCGAGACUUUUGUUUGUCAUACAUUCACUUGCACGUAUAUAUAUAUUCACUUUCUCGACUUUGUGAUUAAUAGAGUAGAUCCCGUAAAAUGUUUGCGCUUCAUUGAAUAGACAACUGGCCGCAUUAAUUUUAGUGUGAAAUUAUACUUGAUUCAAGAAACAACUGUGAUGGAUUAUUAAAAUUUAUAACAGUAAACUAAAUUAGUAAAAUUAGUGAACUAAAAAUUUAUAUUAAAAUAUUUAUGUUUGUAAUUAAUAUUUUUUUUUAAUUCAAAUAAAUUACAAUUCAAUA
Molecule: messenger RNA, 2687 nt
Organism: Leptopilina boulardi
Lineage: Eukaryota; Metazoa; Arthropoda; Insecta; Hymenoptera; Figitidae
Gene: MICU1
Product: calcium uptake protein 1 homolog, mitochondrial
Exons: 12
Coding region: 178-1698 (506 amino acids)
Biological process (GO): calcium import into the mitochondrion; mitochondrial calcium ion homeostasis
Cellular component (GO): uniplex complex
Molecular function (GO): calcium ion binding
Source: RefSeq, a predicted model, not a curated record